Molecule: messenger RNA, 1257 nt
Organism: Hansenula ciferrii
Lineage: Eukaryota; Fungi; Ascomycota; Saccharomycetes; Phaffomycetales; Wickerhamomycetaceae
Product: NAD(P)/FAD-dependent oxidoreductase
Exons: 1
Coding region: 1-1257 (418 amino acids)
Molecular function (GO): flavin adenine dinucleotide binding; saccharopine oxidase activity; sarcosine oxidase activity
Source: RefSeq, a predicted model, not a curated record
AUGACACUUGAUUUAAAUUCGAAGAUUGUUAUAGUUGGUGGUGGUACUUUUGGUUUAAGUACAGCACUUUGGUUGAAACGUCAACAUUAUCAAAACGUUACUGUGGUUGAUGCUUAUGAAAUACCAUCAAAGAUAUCAGCUGCUAAUGACAUCAACAAGAUUAUACAAUCUUCAUACACUGAUAGAUUCAAUGACUCUCUAGCUAAAGAAGCCUUACAAUUGUGGAAGGAAGAUGAUGUUUUCAAAGAACAUUUCCAUGAUGUUGGAAUUGUUUAUUGUUCAGUUGAAAAAAGUUCAUAUGAAGAAUUGAUUAAUCUUAAUGAAAGAAGAAUCAAUUCUGGAAGAAACCCAAUGGAUGAAAUCACUUCUCCAGCUGAUUUUAGAAAAAUAAUUCCAUCAUUAGAAGGUACAUUACCAAAUUGGAAAGGCUUCUAUCAAAAAGAUGAUUGUGGUUGGGCACAUGCUAAAAAUGCAUUGAUAUCAACAGCUAAAGAGUUUUUAGCAUUAGGGGGUAAAGUUAUUAUAGGUGAAGUUGAAACUAUUUUAAAACAAAAUGGAUUAGUUAUUGGGUGUCAAACUAAACAAGGUCAAAAGAUAGAUUCAAAUAAAUUAAUUAUUUCUGCUGGUGCUUCAUCAAUUAAAUUUUUCAAUUUUGAAGAUCAAAUGCUUGCCAAAUGCUGGACUUUGGCUCAUAUAAAACUAAAUGAUAAAGAGGUUGAGGACUUGAAAAAUACACCAGUUCUUUUGAAUUAUGAUUUGGGGUUUUUUUUCGAAGCAGAUGCAAAUAAUGAAGUGAAAAUUUGUAAUGAAUUCCCAGGUUAUACAAAUUACCAAGAUGGUAAAAGUAAUGCUGAAUCUUCAAUUCCAAUUUCCAAAGAUUCUAUCCCAUUAGAGGCAGAGGUUGCUAUACGUGAUUUAUUGAAACAAACUUUACCAAAACUUGCUACUAAAAAAUUUGUUAAAUCUAGAAUUUGUUGGUGUACUGAUACACCAAAUAGAUUUUUUUUAAUUGAUGAACAUCCUGAUUAUAAUGGAAGUUUAGUUGUUGCAACUGGUGAUUCAGGACAUGGUUUUAAAUUCAUGCCAAUCGUGGGUAAAUAUAUUUCAGAAUUAGUUGUAAAGGGGAGAAACCAUGUUAAUCGUGAUUUUUUCAAUCAUUGGAAAUGGAGACCUGAAACUACAAAAGAUAGAACUGAUGAUAGACAUGGAAGCACAAACACUGCUAGUGAUUUGAAAUAUAUUAAAUCAUGGAUUUAA